Molecule: messenger RNA, 210 nt
Organism: Macrosiphum euphorbiae (potato aphid)
Lineage: Eukaryota; Metazoa; Arthropoda; Insecta; Hemiptera; Aphididae
Source: the annotation of a GenBank genome assembly
AUGUCCGAACCAUACACAAUGACGUAUUGCGUGGCGUGCCGUCAGAAGACUUCGUGGAGCGGUCAGCCGACACUGAAACAGACCAGAAACUUGAAGGCCGGUCUACGAGGUGUAUGCGUCAGGUGCAACAAAACAAAGUUCACCUUCGUCACCACAGUAUACUACUGUAACAAACGGCAAAAUCCGUCGUCUGCGUCAAAUGCGAAAUGA